AUGAAGGCUGCUUCUGUACCCUUCCAUCAUCUUGUGUUACCCAUCAUCAGAGGUGCAGUUGAACCCGGAUCAGAUACACAAGUCUACUUGCUCGACGACGCCUUGGAUCUCUGGGCGAACAUCCUGAUCCAGACGCCUGCCCCAGCAUCGCCUGAGCUGCUGCAACUAGCGCCAUACCUCUUCUCGAUCUUUGAGCUUGGAUCUGAAAACCUCCGUACGGCUCUCGACAUCGCCUCAUCAUAUUUCCUACUUGCUCCGUCCGAGAUGCUCUCAGACGAGAUGCGCAAGCCGCUCAUGGCAUCCCUAUCUAACCUUGUUGGCUACGUCAAGGCUGAUGCUAGUGGUACUGUGAACAACCUCGUCGAGCUCAUCAUCAGGUCAGCAGAGCGCAUUGGAGGUGAAUCUGCCAUCGGUACCAUUGCAGGCGACCUCAUCGAGUCCGACUUCCUUCGCAAACAGCUCCGAGGUCUGCACGGUAGCUGGGUCGCCCACUGCACCACCGGCCCGCUAGCNAAAGACCCACCCGUCGACGGCAUCGUCGAGACGGACUACUUCUCUGUCCUUGCACGUCUAGCAAUGGGAUCAGAGAAUAUAUUCUUGCAGGCAGUGCAGGCAGCCGCACCACCCAUUCCGCUUAGCGACACCACUAACCAGCCUUCUCUCCCCGACUCGAUGAAGUGGCUGCUUGAAGAAUGGUUCAGCCACUUUGAGAACAUUGGCGACCCCUCUCGUCGCAAGCUCAUGUGUCUCGCCCUGACAAAGCUGCUCUCUACUUCUCAGCCAUUCAUUCUUGGCUCCCUCCAAUCCCUAAUGACACUCUGGACAGACAUGGUAACCGAGAUUCGCGAAGAGGGCGGCGCAGUGCACUCUGACACCUUGGUCUACGAGAACGCUGAUCAACUGAGGACAACCGAGGCCGGCGUCCUUGAAGCUCCCGAGGAUGAAAGACGAAGAGAAUUGACAUUUGCUGAUCCCGUGCACAAUGUGAGGACUACACAGUGGAUCAAGCAUUACCUGCAGAUCGCAAUUCAGGCUGCUGGUGGACAGGAGACUUUCCAGAACGAGUGGCUGGUUAACGUUGACAAGGAUGUCAUUGCUGCGUUUGGCGAGUUGGGCAUCAUGUGA
This is a messenger RNA of Aureobasidium uvarum, 1125 nucleotides long. NCBI's taxonomy places the organism in Eukaryota, Fungi, Ascomycota, Dothideomycetes, Dothideales, Saccotheciaceae. The record is from the annotation of a GenBank genome assembly.